Molecule: messenger RNA, 763 nt
Organism: Musa acuminata subsp. malaccensis (wild Malaysian banana)
Lineage: Eukaryota; Viridiplantae; Streptophyta; Magnoliopsida; Zingiberales; Musaceae
Product: myb-related protein 308-like
Source: RefSeq, a predicted model, not a curated record
UCUCUUUGCUCUGCAACAAUGAGGAGCCCUUGUUGCGUUAACAGAGGCAACAACAACAAGGGAGCGUGGUCGAAAGAAGAGGACCAGAAGCUCAUCGACUACAUCAGAGCGCAUGGCCGCGUCUGCUGGCGAUCGCUCCCCGAGGCUGCAGGUCUGCUUCGUUGCGGUAAGAGUUGCAGGCUGCGGUGGAUCAACUACCUUCGCCCCGAUGUCAAGAGGGGGAGGUUCGAGGAGGAUGAAGAGGACCUAAUCAUCAAGCUCCACGCUCUACUCGGUAACCGGUGGUCGUUGAUCGCCGGGAGACUGCCGGGGCGAACCGACAACGAGGUCAAGAACUACUGGAACUCUCAUCUGAGGAAGAAGCUGGCAAGCAUGGGUAUCGACCCUGACAACCACCGCGUGAUCCACAACGGACGGCUCCAUCGAUCUCACAGCUCCGGCAACGCGACUCGAUCGAGUAUCGACGACGCGACCAACGGGUUGCAGAACAACUCCAAGAAUGGAUUUCGUGAUGCUGAUGAUCUGAACCUUGACCUCACCAUCUCCCUUCCUUCUUCGCAAAGAACAGGUUCCGACCACCUCCAGAACACGGCCAGUCCUACGCUCCUCCUCUUUCCAUGACUUGAGAUUCCCACAACACUGAGAUAGUGCAGAGUGUAACGAUCACGUAGGUCCUAAGUUGAGAGUUCAGAAUCAUUGGUGUCAACUCCGAAUCAUGUAAAGAACCUGUGGGUAUUUGUUGUAUGAAUUUUAUCUUACUGUG